Sardina pilchardus (European sardine) is the source of this 1986-nucleotide messenger RNA. RefSeq names its product clusterin (gene clu). Bases 165 to 1511 code for a protein of 448 amino acids. Gene Ontology annotation, molecular function: misfolded protein binding. Gene Ontology annotation, cellular component: nucleus. Lineage: Eukaryota; Metazoa; Chordata; Actinopteri; Clupeiformes; Clupeidae. The transcript is spliced from 9 exons. The record is from RefSeq and is a predicted model, not a curated record.
CGUUCUUGUCUAGUGAAUCACUAAUCAACAUCCCCGCGCGGCUCAGUAUAAAUACAUGGCGGUGGACAACAGUCGCUGCUGCACUUCAUCAACUGGGAAGGCUCAAGGUUUUAUCUGAGGUUUUUGCUUUGCAUUCAAAACCUGGUCUCAAAGAUCCACACAAGAUGAGGGUCUUAGGCUCAGUGGCAGUUCUCACUCUUCUAUGUGUCCUCUCAGAAAGCAUUUUGCCUCCUUCCAAAGAAGACCUCAGCCAGAUCUCGCUCCAGGGAGAGAAGUAUCUGGACAAGCAGAUUGAGAAUGCCAUCACUGGGGUGAAGGAGAUGAAGUCGGUGAUGGAGAAAUCAGGAGAGGACCACAAGAAGUUCCUCACGGCCCUGGAGAAGACCAAACAGGAGAAGGAGGAGGCUUUGAAGAGUGCUCAGGAAAUGGAGACGAAGCUGGAGGAGGAGCAGGAGGUGUGCAACGAGACCGUCAAGGCCCUGUGGGAGGAGUGCAAGCCCUGCCUGAAGAACACCUGCGUCAAGUUCUACUCACGCACCUGCUCCAGCGGCUCUGGCCUGGUGGGCCGACAGUUUGAGGAAGUGCUGAACAGGACGUCUCCCUUCUCCAUCUGGAUCAACGGCGAGAACAUCGACACUCUGGCCCGGGAGGACCAACAGCAGAGCCGCGAGUUCCAGGACCUGGAGAAGCACUACUCCGAGGUGUCCGAGGGGGUGGACAGCAUCUUCCGCGACAGCAUGCAGGUGUUCGACCGCAUGCGCUCCUUCCACCACCCGUUCUUCGCCAGCCCCUUCGGCCGCCCGCGCGUCUACCGGUCUCCUCUGUCGGACCCGCACUUCCACGGAUUCCAGAGCAUGUUCCAGCCGAUGAUGGAUAUGGCUCGGAACAUGUUUCAGUCUAUGGAGUCACACAUGGGGAGUGAUGGGGACUUUGGGUUCAACCCAUCUGGAGGUAAUGAAAGCACAAAUGAGGAUGUUGUCAUCACCAAGCCCUUCGGAAACGACCGCAUGACCUGCAGGGAGAUUCGAAGGAACUCGGCUGGCUGCAUCAAACUCAAGGAGGAGUGUGAGAAAUGCAAAGCUAUCCAGCACAUCGACUGUUCUGGAAAGAAGCCUCUGGAAGGCCCCCUGAAAGAGCAGCUGGAGCAGGCUCUGGAGAGGGCUGAGAGGUUCACGCAGGAGUACAACAGACUCCUGCGCAAAUUCGAGGAGGAGAUGUUCAACACUUCCAGACUGCUGGACAUGUUUAGCAAGCAGUUUGGCUGGGUCUCUACUCUGGCCAACAACACCGCGACCAAAGAUGGCUUCUUCCAGGUCAAAACGAUCUUGAGCAGAGGCAAUGAGGAAUCUAAAGAGCCGGACGACACCAACGUCUCGGUACAGCUGUUCGAUGCUCCCCCUAUGACCUUCACCGUGCCCGGGGACAUCCCCUGGAGUGACCCCAAGUUCUCCGAGGUGGUGGCACAAGAGGCUCUGGACCGCUUCAAAGAGACUACCGUGGUCGUCAAGUAGACGUCAUCAGUGCCAGGUGACAGCUGCGAUGGUGGAUUCGAAAUGUUUCCUUUGCAAGGAUGGGGAGGGGGGGGAAAAGAGCAAAUCAUCUUCAAGGAGCUUAGUAGAAGCGUUUUUCAGCAUUAGGGGUUGGUGAACCAGCUCAUGCUACUUGUAUUAGAGUUACUACCCCUCUCCUUCUAGAAAUCCAGCAUGAGUCCUGCUCCAAACCUUACACCAUGAAAGAAAAUUAUCACAUUCCGUAAACACCUUGUGAAACCCUUCUUGGUAUAUAGGGAUUGCUCUGUGGAACCCAAGGAGAUUGUAUACAUGCUUCCAUUCCUUUUUUUCCACUAUGUGACGGAUACGGACACUAGUUUGAGAUUCAGUUUUGAAUUCAAAAUGUGAUUUAAAUGUGGCCAUAAAAAGGGUGAAUGCACACUGCUUGAGGCUGGGGAACUUGUACUCCUUUGACAAUAAAGCUAUGUGUACAACA